Messenger RNA from Osmerus eperlanus (European smelt), 3375 nucleotides. Its product is annotated as excitatory amino acid transporter 2-like. The transcript has 11 exons. Gene Ontology annotation, cellular component: plasma membrane. The record is from RefSeq and is a predicted model, not a curated record. The coding region runs from base 250 to 1947 and encodes 565 amino acids. Gene Ontology annotation, molecular function: L-glutamate transmembrane transporter activity; neutral L-amino acid transmembrane transporter activity; glutamate:sodium symporter activity. Gene Ontology annotation, biological process: L-aspartate transmembrane transport; L-glutamate import across plasma membrane. NCBI's taxonomy places the organism in Eukaryota, Metazoa, Chordata, Actinopteri, Osmeriformes, Osmeridae.
CUGCUGUGUGAACGCUCAGAAGGAGCAGCGGGCCAACCGCGAGCGAGAGCAGAGUUUGAGUGAAGCCAGUCGAAACGAUCGGAGGCUGGAUCUAGUCUUUUUGACUUUGCUGGCGAUGAUUGAGUCUCUGUGAUUUGGCUGUUUCCUUGAUCUGCCUGUUACAGUACUUCCUCUUUGCCAAAGACUGAUGGUUUAGUAACUAAAGUACUAUAUGUACUGUGCAUAGCCCUCACCUCUAUCACACCUAAGAUGAAUUCCAACAAUAUGCCUAAGCAAGUGGAGGUGAGGAUGCACGAGAGCCACCUGGAGCCUAUCGAGGCCAGGCCCAGGUCCAAGUGUGCCAACCUCUGCUCCAAGUUGUUCAAGAACUUGCUGCUCACGCUCACCGUGCUCGGUGUGAUUCUGGGGGCUGUGUCUGGGAUGCUGCUUCGUGUCGCCUCUCCCAUCCACCCGGACAUCGUCAUGGUGAUUGCCUUCCCUGGAGACAUACUGAUGAGGAUGCUGAAGAUGUUGAUUCUCCCUCUGAUCAUCUCCAGUUUAAUCACAGGUCUGGCUGGUUUGGACGCCAAGUCCAGUGGUCGCCUGGGCACCAGGGCUAUGGUCUACUACAUGUCCACCACCAUCAUCGCUGCUGUGCUGGGGGUCAUCCUAGUCCUGAUUAUUCACCCUGGCGACCCUAAACUGAAGGAGAAGCUGGGAGAGGGACACAAGAACGACGAUGUCUCCAGCCUGGAUGCCUUCUUCGACCUCAUCAGGAACCUGUUCCCAGAGAACCUUGUCCAGGCUUGCUUCCAGCAGAUCCAAACGGUGACUAAGAAGGUGGAGAAGGUCAUUGUGGAGGAUGUCAACGCCACCACUACUGUGGAGGGUCUGCUGGCUAACAUCACCAAGGAACCAGAGUUCAUCAUCAAGAAAACUCUGCAGUUCAAGAGUGGCAUGAACGUCUUAGGUCUUAUUGGAUUCUUCAUUGCCUUCGGUAUCUGCAUGGGGAAGAUGGGCGAGAGAGCCAAGCUGAUGCUGGAGUUCUUCAACAUCCUCAACGAGAUAGUGAUGAAGAUCGUCAUCAUGAUCAUGUGGUACUCUCCCUUCGGUAUCGCCUGUCUGAUCUGUGGCAAGAUCAUCUCCAUCGACGACCUAGAGACGGUGGCAAGGCAGCUGGGCAUGUACAUGGUGACUGUCAUUGUGGGCCUCCUCAUCCACGGUGUCAUCUUCCUUCCCAGCAUCUACUUUGCCAUCACCAGGAAAAACCCUUUCACCUUCUUCAUGGGCAUCUUCCAGGCCUGGAUUACAGCCCUGGGAACUGCCUCCAGUGCUGGGACACUGCCCGUCACCUUCCGCUGCCUGGAGGAGAACCUCGGCAUUGACAAGAGAGUGACCCGCUUCGUGCUUCCCGUCGGCGCCACCAUCAACAUGGACGGAACCGCCCUGUACGAGGCCGUGGCGGCCAUAUUUAUUGCCCAGAUGAACGGCAUCCACCUGGAUGCUGGGCAGAUUGUCACUGUCAGUAUGACAGCCACUCUGGCCAGUGUGGGCGCUGCCAGUAUUCCCAGUGCUGGACUGGUCACCAUGCUGCUGAUCUUGACUGCAGUGGGCCUGCCUACCCAGGACAUCAGUCUGCUGGUGGCCGUUGACUGGCUCCUGGACCGUUUCCGGACCUCCGUGAACGUCGUGGGCGACUCCUACGGAGCGGGGAUCGUGUACCACAUGUCCAAGGCCGAGCUGGACGAGCUGGACGCUCACGCAGCCAAGUCGGACGACAUCGAGAUGAUGAACAAGACCCAGUCGUACUACGACGACAUGAAGAACCACCACGAAAACAACUCCAACCAGUGCGUCAGUGCCGCUCGAAAUUCAGUCGUAGUAGAUGAGUGCAAGGUAACCUCGGCCACAAACGGCUCUGCUGCGGAGUGCACGCUUGUUGAGGAGGAACCAUGGAAACGUGAAUAAUGCCAGCACACAGAUUCCCAGCUCCACAAGCUUUCCUAUCCAGUGAAAAAAUGAGUGGGGAAAAAAAACACACAAAAAAAACACGCAAACAGAACUACUAAUGUUUUUUUAUGUAGUUUUUUAUUUUAGUCCCUUUUAAAGUGUUUCUAACCGUCUAUCUGACUGACAGAGACAACUAAUACUAAUUCACUUAAGAGUGAGAUGAUAACAGAGGUAUGUUUAGCCUGUUAGAGUAUUAUAAUGUGCUAUGUAGCAAACACUUGCACAAUGGACAUCAAGGCUUGGGAGGGAGUGAAGAGAGAACAAACUGUUACUUAAACUAUUCCUAUAAAUAUGCUGACUGUUUCUACAGAGCCAGUGCUUUCAUAGCCUGGGGGGAGGGUUAGUGUCAUGGUAAACAGUACAGAAACAGCAGUCAUUCAGGCGGUAGGUUUCAGUUUGAUCCAGGCAACCUGUCGCUCGAGUGACAGAAGAUGAUUGAGAAUAAUUGUUAUGGAGUCAUGGAAGACUGACAGGUUCCCUGUGUUAAACGUCACUACAGUACGUCACAAGCUUGUCAUUACUAGCACCAAUGGCACAGCAAUAGGCAGCUGCUCAACCACAGAGCCCCUUUUAUCUGACAAAGUACACUUUGACCCUUCCUAACUUCCCUUCCCCUUGUAAAACAUCCCAUUGUCUUUGCUACCCACAAACCCCUUGGGUGCAUCAGGGUGAUGUAACAGUUGGAGACACAUGGCAAGGAUGGGAAUCCUGAUGCUUACUCUACAACCACACGUUCUGUGGAAAACACAAGCACAAUUCACAUAUGAUAAUGGAGCCCUUUUGUCUUUUGGUUGUGUCUACUGUAACGGGAAGGUAAUUUUUCAGUGUUGCCAUGCUGUAUCUGUGUGGUUUGUGUGAAUGGAUGUGUGUAUGAGUUUUGAUGAGAACAGGACCAAGUUACCUAUUGGGACCAAACAGACAUGAAAUCAAUCAACCCACAGAGGCCUUUGAAACGCCUCCAUGACUUUAUUCCAUGAUCAGUACUGUGUUUUUGGUUUCUACAUUGCGCACAAUCCAUGCAUUACCUAAACCCUUGAACUGUGGGUGUCUCAUUACUUUGUUUCAACUCCUCAAAAUGAGCCAUUAUGGAUCUGAGAACCCUGCCUGGUUCAUGCACUGGACUACUUAUAAUUAUAAACUACUGUAAUGGGAAUCCUACAGUAUCCCCAGAUGUUAAUACAUUAAACCAGAGUCACUUGAAUGUCCUUUUUCGUUUUUAUGAUUGAAUACUUAUAAUAAUAUGAGGCCAAAUAAAAAGAAGAUAGCACAAUUUUAUGACAAGCAAAUAUUAGAAUAUUGCACACAUUAAUUGUUGGCACUUAAAAAGAAAUUGCCAUUUGAACAAAAAGUCAUUGACAAAGCACUUGUGGUAUAGUAAGAUUGAAA